AUGGACAAACCUCGUUGGGCCCCACGUGCAUCGGAUGUCAGCAAGACGGUUGACCCUGUCAAGAUUGCAGAGAAGCUUCUAGAUCUACCUGUGACCCUUCCAGUCCGGGAGAUUGCAGGAUGCUCUCGUGAGGUCGCCAGCAGCCUGAUCGACAUGCUCAAGCUCAAGAAGGUCGACACAGUCCCAGUCGCAUCAAUCCUCCCAACGACAAACCUGAUCACGUCACGCACGGGUUCCCUGAUCCGCCUUCAAAUGGAGUGCAACUUCAUGCCAGUCACGUUCAUUGUCGACACGGGGUCUCAGCUCAACAUUAUCAGCGAGGCAGUCUGCAAGAACAUAGUCCGCAGGCCAAUCAACUUG
Messenger RNA from Trametes versicolor FP-101664 SS1, 360 nucleotides. RefSeq lists its product as uncharacterized. The annotation marks the transcript as partial. Gene Ontology annotation, molecular function: aspartic-type endopeptidase activity. The transcript has a single exon. The record is from RefSeq and is a predicted model, not a curated record. Gene Ontology annotation, biological process: proteolysis. NCBI's taxonomy places the organism in Eukaryota, Fungi, Basidiomycota, Agaricomycetes, Polyporales, Polyporaceae.